UCAUUGUAUGGACUCUUCCCUUACAAGUCCAGUAUGAUUGGUCUUGAAGCUCUGGCAGACCCAUCGGAUCACUGGGAAAUUGUAGAGACUAUUGGGAAAGGCACCUAUGGUAAAGUCUACAAGGUCAAUAGCAAGAAAGAUGGAAGUGAGGCUGCUGUAAAGGUUUUGGACCCUAUAAAUGAUGUUGAUGAGGAGAUUGAAGCAGAGUAUAACAUCCUGCAUUCCCUUUCUAAUCAUCCAAAUGUUGUCAAAUUUUAUGGGAUGUUCUACAAGGCUGACGUUCUAUCUGGAGGUCAACUUUGGUUGGUUUUGGAGCUUUGUAAUGGGGGUUCUGUCACCGAUCUCAUCACAGGACUGCUCAAGCGUGGCAAACGGUUGGAUGAAGCUGUAAUCUCAUACGUCUUAUAUGGAGCUCUCUUGGGUCUUCAGCAUUUGCACAGUAACAGAAUCAUUCAUCGUGACGUCAAGGGGAACAACAUUCUUCUGACAACAGAAGGAGGAGUCAAGCUCGUUGACUUUGGAGUCUCAGCUCAACUCACAAGUGCUCGGUUACGAAGAAAUACAUCUGUUGGGACUCCAUUCUGGAUGGCACCUGAGGUCAUUGCUUGUGAGCAACAGUAUGACUCUUCGUAUGAUGCUCGCUGUGACGUAUGGUCACUUGGAAUUACAGCUAUUGAACUAGGUGAUGGAGAUCCCCCCUUAUCUGAAAUGCACCCUGUGAAAGCUUUAUUCAAGAUUCCACGAAACCCCUCUCCUACCUUACGUAAUCCAGAACAGUGGUGUCGAGGAUUCAGUCAUUUCAUCUCACAGUGUUUGAUCAAGGACUUUGAAAGGCGGCCUUCGGUCACACACCUCUUGGAGCAUCCCUUCAUUAAACAGACCCAUAGUAAAGUCAUGACUCUCCAAAAUCAGCUGGCCAGACUCAUCCAGGAACAGAAAGAGUCAGGAUGUAUAUCCAAAGCCAAACAUGAACGAAUCAAUACCAGAAAAACUCAAGAAAAUGCAGUGGAAAGCUGUCCAGACGAUGACUUGGUCAGUCUCCAAGUUUUAGAUGAGGAAACUCUCAUUGCUCAUCUGCAGAAGCGGUAUGCAGCCCUUCAGAUUUACACAUAUGUUGGAGACAUUCUGAUUGCUUUAAACCCUUUUCAGAAUCUUAACAUCUACUCACCACAGUUUUCUAAGUUGUACCAUGGAGUAAGGCGAUCGUCAAAUCCUCCACAUAUCUUUGCAACGGCAGAUGCUGCUUACCAAGGAAUGGUAACUUUCAGCAAAGACCAGUGUAUCAUCAUAAGUGGAGAAAGUGGAGCGGGAAAGACAGAAAGCGCACAUUUGAUUGUUCAACAUUUGACCUUCUUAGGAAAGGCAAACAAUCGUACAUUACGAGAGAAAAUUCUCCAGGUCAAUCCUCUGGUUGAGGCCUUUGGCAACGCCUGCACUGCUAUAAAUGACAACUCGAGUCGGUUUGGGAAGUAUCUGGAGAUGAAGUUCACGCCAACUGGGGCAGUGAUGGGAGCCAAGAUUUCCGAGUAUCUACUGGAAAAGUCCAGAGUAAUUAAACAAGCGAUAGCAGAGAAAAGUUUCCACAUAUUUUAUUACAUGUAUGCUGGUCUUUAUCAUCAGAAACAACUGGCAGAAUACAGGCUAUCGGAGAAGAACCCUCCGAGAUACAUCGACAAUGAAAAUGGUAAAGUGAUGCAGGAUAUCAUCUCCAACAAUUCAUACAAGGAUCAGUUUGAAGCCAUCCAGCAUUGUUUCAGAAUCAUUGGGUUCACUGAGCAGGAAGUCAAUUCUGUGUAUAGAAUUCUUUCUGCCAUCUUAAAUACUGGAAACAUUGAAUUUGCAGCUAUUACUUCUCAACACCAGACGGAUAAAAGUGAAGUUCCUAAUGCUGAAGCCUUAGAAAAUGCUGCCUCCCUCCUCAGUAUUGGUGCAGACGAGCUGCAGGAGGCCCUGAUCUCACAAUGUGUGGUGACUCGAGGAGAGACCAUCAUCCGCACCAACACUGUGGACAAGGCUGCAGACGUGCGAGAUGCCAUGUCCAAGGCCCUGUAUGGGCGGCUUUUCAGCUGGAUAGUAAACCGCAUCAAUACCCUGCUGCAGCCUGAUAAAAAUAUAUGCGCUGCAGAGAGUGGAAUGAAUGUUGGCAUACUAGACAUCUUUGGAUUUGAGAAUUUCAAGAAGAAUUCAUUUGAGCAGCUCUGCAUUAACAUUGCCAAUGAACAGAUCCAGUUCUACUUCAACCAACACAUCUUUGCUCUGGAGCAGAUUGAAUACCAAAAUGAGGAAAUUGAUGCCAGUCUGGUGAAGUAUGAAGACAACCGACCAAUCUUAGAUAUGUUUCUUCAGAAACCCAUGGGACUUCUGUCUCUACUUGAUGAAGAAAGUCGCUUUCCACAAGCGACUGACCAGACUUUAGUGGAUAAAUUUGAGGUCAAUCUACGCUACAAGUACUUUUGGAGACCAAAACGUGUGGAGCUUUGUUUUGGAAUCCAGCAUUAUGCGGGAAAGGUUUUGUACAAUGUUGAUGGUUUCCUGGAAAAGAACCGAGACACUCUCCCAGCAGAUAUCAUGGUUGUCUUGAGAACAUCAGAGAAUAAGCUGCUACUGCAGCUGUUUUCUAAUCCUUUGACAAAAACAGGUAAUUUGGCUACAUCAAGAAUAAGAGUAACCGCAGCAUCUCGGUCUCUACCCCCUCAGCUCAGUGCAGGACGCUACAAGGUGGACACUAUGGAGGUCAUGCGGCAUCCUGAGGAAACCACUAACAUGCGGAGACAGACCGUUGCCUCCUAUUUCAGGUAUUCCCUCAUGGAUCUCCUGUCUAAGAUGGUGGUUGGACAGCCUCACUUUGUCCGCUGUAUAAAACCCAACGAUGAUCGACAGGCGUUGACAUUUUCCAGGGAAAGAGUGCUGGUGCAGCUGCGUUACACCGGCAUAUUGGAAACAGUGAGCAUCCGGAGACAAGGGUAUUCCCAUCGCAUCCCGUUUGAAGAAUUUGUUAAAAGGUAUUACUAUCUUGCCUUUAGGGCACACCAGAUGCCUUCAACAACCAAGGAAAACUGCGCUGCCAUUCUGGAGAAAGCAAGACUAGACAAAUGGGUGCUUGGAAAAACAAAGGUCUUUCUAAAAUAUUACCAUGUUGAACAGCUGAAUUUAUUGCUCAGAGAAGUCAUCGGCAGGGUUGUUGUGAUGCAGGCGUACACAAAAGGUUGGCUUGGGGCUAGAAGAUACAGGAGAGUAAAAGAGAAAAGAACACGCUGUGCCAUCAUCAUUCAGUCAGUCUGGAGAGGAUUUGUUGCUCGUCAAAUUCUCAAACAGCUGAAAAGAGAAAGAGAAGAUGCUGCUAUUCGCAUACAAGCAGCUAUGAGGGGACACCUUGCUCGGAAAAACUAUGAGCUGCUGAAGCAAAGUAAUAACACACCCGCGAGUUCACACUGCUUGGACAGAACCAGUGAAGCCAGUAUUCAAUAUGUUUGCCCUGACACCCUUAACAGAACCAAUUCCUUAGCUGACCGUCACAGCAGGCAAACGGAAAAGGAUCCCCCAGAGAACAUAGACCAGCAGGUUCAAGUACGCAGCCAAAACAGAAGAAAAACUGAAGAGACUGUAAUGGUUUAUGAAGAGAUACAUAAUCCACAGUUGAGACAAGGUCCAGAGAAGAAGCCAGUAGAACAGAAGCAGCAGAGAACACCUCGACGACGCUGCCAGCAACCCAAACUGCUCAAUAGCCCCGAGGACAGCAUGUACUAUAACCAGCUAAAUAGGACUCAGGGGAGCAAGAGGAAGCCAAGAAAACUUGGCCAAAUCAAAGUACUGGAUGGAGAGGAUGAGUACUACAAAUUAUUGUCAGCUGUGGAGUCUGUCACUGAGGAAGGCAGUUCAUCCAACCCUCCUCCCACUCCUUCAAGUGGGCCAGUGUACGCUCAAAGCUGAGCCUUACUGUAAAACAUUAAGUUUCUGUUGCCUUUCAAUGCCCAGCCAAGAACGGCAGAUACAGUGAACGCUGUCUCUUCAACCAUGUUCUGAUCAACAGAAGACGAAUACUGAAUGUUUCAUUUAAAUGUGGUAUUUUUUUUUGUACAAGAAAAAAAAAAAAAACAUUAAACUGAAAAUAUAUAUUUCUGCACCAUUUAAAAUAAUAAUGUUGCUUUUAUUUAGAGUAGUAUUUCAAAACAACAAUACAUCAUGUGGGAAAAAUCUGGAAGUAAUUUAUGAUACCAAUCAAGUGCAGUUAUUCAGUUCUGAAGAUAUUGUAACAAAUCACUUUCAAAUACUUGAAUGACAUUGACCUGUGACAUACAUCAAGGCCAUACAGAUGCUUUUAUUUGUCGUGUUUUAAAUGAUCACAACAAAAAAUAGUUAGACCUAAUGCCUUUACUCGUGUUUGUCUGUGUUUCAAAAGAGACUUCUCUAUAGGUUUACCUUGUGUGCCACAAAGGACUGGUGACCACAGCAAGUCACAGCCUAUCAGAAAGGUAAAGACGGAUGUUGAGGAUAUUGCUGUGGCAAACAUUGUAAAGUAUUGAUUGCAGCAACAAAUGUAUGUAUUAUUGUACUUGGAACACAAGACAUUGGGUUUAUUGCAUAUUCAUUCUCUGUGUUUUUCUUUAGUAUUUAAGACAUAGUUUUAAAUUGUUUAUGUGUGUGUUUACUGCAAAACUGCAAAAAAUAACAUCUUUAUCAUCUGAAAAUAUUAAGACUUUUUAAUAUAAACUCUGUUUCAAAUAUUGAUUUUAAAACUGAUUAUACAGUUUGUAAACUGUACUGAAUGUGAGGCCUGUUCCUCAUGUGGAUAAGUUGUAGGUAAUGUCCUAAGAUUUUAUUUGUAAUUAGAAUGUCUGUAAAAGCUGACCAACUGUUUUUUGGGUUUUUUUUUCCUUGGUUGAU
Molecule: messenger RNA, 4884 nt
Organism: Polyodon spathula (Mississippi paddlefish)
Lineage: Eukaryota; Metazoa; Chordata; Actinopteri; Acipenseriformes; Polyodontidae
Product: myosin-IIIb-like
Exons: 34
Coding region: 34-3930 (1298 amino acids)
Biological process (GO): protein phosphorylation
Cellular component (GO): myosin complex
Molecular function (GO): ATP binding; protein binding; protein kinase activity
Source: RefSeq, a predicted model, not a curated record